Molecule: messenger RNA, 1012 nt
Organism: Salvia splendens (bonfire salvia)
Lineage: Eukaryota; Viridiplantae; Streptophyta; Magnoliopsida; Lamiales; Lamiaceae
Product: zinc finger protein CONSTANS-LIKE 4
Exons: 2
Coding region: 207-839 (210 amino acids)
Molecular function (GO): zinc ion binding
Source: RefSeq, a predicted model, not a curated record
UUGGUAAUUUCAGCUAGGAAUGAGGCUGUUUGACUGCAACUUGAAUUUAAGUAAUUUCUUUUCUCCUUCCUUGUUCUUCUUCUUCUUCCUUCCUUUACCCAACAAAUCAUCUCUCUCCUUCACACACAUUUCCCAAUUCUCUCUCCUUCCAACUCCAAAAUUCACUCUCUCUCUUUUUCCGCUAAUUUUUUAAGGAAAAAAAGGGGAUGAAAAUGAAGAAAUCGUGUGAGUUGUGUAAACAAACGGCGCGGAUUCACUGUGAGUCGGACCAGGCUAGCUUAUGCUGGGACUGCGACGGAAAAGUUCACUCCGCCAACUUUCUGGUGGCGCGGCAUUCGAGAAACCUCCUCUGCCGCGUCUGCCAGUCUCCCACGCCGUGGUCCGCCGCCGGCUCCAAGCUCGAGGCCACCUACUCCGCCUGCCGCAGGUGCGCCAAGGGAGGAGCCGACGGAGACCGCGAGGCGGCGGAGGAAAUGGCGGAGACGCCGUGGUCGCCGCCGCCGGAGAGCUCCCUCAGCGGCGGCGACGGCGGGGAAGCGGCGGUGACGAGGAAACGCGGCAGGCUCGAGAAUGAUCGUCCUGUUAUUAUUGAUGAUUUAAAUAUAUGUGCGGUGGCGGCGACGGAGGCGGCGGAUUCUGUAUGGAGAGGAAUAUCGAUGAGUCAGCCGAAGUUACAGCGAGUGGGUGGCGGUGAGUUUGAAGCUAGGGUGUCGGAGAUGGAAUCUCUGACUGAGGAGGCGGUGAGGAGAUUCCGGCCGGAAGAAGAGGCUGCCAGCGACGAAAUGCCGGACUAUCGUGCCGUUGAUCUGAAUCUGACGUUGGGGCUUUUCAACGGUUGAUGAUCGAUAAUAAGUUUUCGCGGAGUUAGAAUUAGAAUUAGAAUUAUUGUGAUUUUUAGAAAUAGUUAAUUAGGAAAGGACUUGAGCUUUUUUUUUAUUAUUGUGUUACUACUAAUUUUUGUUUGUUGUAUUUGGUAAUGGCUAAAAUGAGUAUAUAAAUAUUUUCAUCUUGA